CUCUCCAAGUGAUUACAAGGGUGAAAAAAGGCAGAACUAUAUAUCAGGAAUGCCUUUUUGCUUCAAUGGGGGCUCCAAAAUGGUGAAUUUCAAGGGGGGGAGGGUAAUUUCGACAGUCCCCUGAAAGGAGUAGGCUUUUUAAUAUUUGCCAGCGCAUUUUUAUAUGUAGCUGAUAGAGCAAAGCCUAUUCUUUCCUCUCCAAGUGGUUUCAAGGUAGUAAAAGCAGAAUUAUAAUCAGAAAUGAGUUUUUGCCUCGAUGGGGGCUUCAAAAUGGUGAAUUUUUCAAUAAUAGGCAAUAAUGCAAAAGGGAUGGAGUAAUUUUGACAGCCUCUCGGAGAGGGUAGGCUUUCAUUUGCCAGCACUUCUUUAUAUGUGGCUGAUAAGGCAAAACCCAUUCUUUCCUCCCUAAGUGGUUUCAAGGCAGUAAAAGUGAAAAAAAUAUAUAUUAGAAAUGCCUUUUUGCCUAAAUGGGGGCUUCAAAAUGGUGAAUUUUUCAAUAAGUAUGCAAUAAUGCAAAAGGGAUGGGGUGAUUUCAACUGCAUCCCGGAGGGAUAGGCUUUUAUCAGCACUUGUUUAUAUGUAGCUGAUCAACUGAUAGAGCAAAGCCUACUCUUUCCUGUCCAAGUCAUUGAAGAAAAUAAAAUUGGCUAUACUAUAUAGUAGAAAUGCCCUUUUGCCUCAAUGAUGGUGUAAUUUCCAAAAAACAUAGGCAAUAAACAUAAUAUAGAGGGGGAGAGGUUGACUCAGACAGCCCCUGAGAGGGGUAGGUUUCAAUGUGCAAGCGCUUCUUAAUAAUAUGUAGCUGAUAGACCAAAGUCCACGCUUUCCUCUCCAGGUAAUAGCAAGAAAAUAAAAUUGGAAGUAUGAUAUACAGUGUGUAUCAAAAAAAAGUUUACACUUUGAAAAAGCCCUGGGAAUUAAAAAUAUACAACAUAUGGGUAUUUUUUUCACAUAUAUUCUUGUGUUUGGGUCUCAUCUAUCCAAUGAAAGUAAAAGUUAUGACAGAAUGUUACACUUGAGUGAGCACUGCCCAUUUUUGUAAAGCUCGCAGAAAUGCUUGUUUUCACGCUGUGUCAAGGGGGAAGGGCGAAAUCAAACUUACCCUGCAAAAUAUUUCUCAUAUUUCUGGGGGCUUGUCCCAACGAGGUUUUUCUUAGGUAAUUUAUAGGACCUCUCGCAGUCACAUGGGUAUAUUGAUUAGAAAUUAAGAAACAAAACAACUCAAGACAAUAACAAUGGAGUUAUUUCUUUAAUGCAGAUGUUUGUAAAUAUAUAUGUGUAAAUAGUAAUGUACAUUUGACCUCAUUUGGGUGAAGUAAGUUUUUGCAAAUUGAUAGAGACCCUAUUUUCAAACAUGGAUUUAGCAAGUCUUAUGGCAGCUGGUAAAGAGUUUGGGUUAACUGGUGAGGCUCUUAAAAAUUUUGUAUCAGAUGAACAGAAAAAGCAAAGAGAUGAGAGAGCUGAGUUGUUGGAGUUAAAGAAACAAGAAAAAGAAACGGCAGAAAUACAGCUAGAAAUAGAGCGUGAAAAGAAUGUAAAAGGUGAAUCAAAAUCUGUAGGCCAGAAAGCCCGCACUCCCAAACUACCACCAUUUCAUGAGGACAAAGAUAAUAUUGAUGCUUACUUGCAGCGAUUUGAGCGUUAUGCAGAAACCCAAAAUUGGCCGCGCACCGAUUGGGCAAUUAAUCUAAGCGCUUUGCUCACAGGAAAAGCUCUUGAUGUUCAUUCUAGAUUAACCAGUGACGAAGCUAAAGAUUAUAAGACUUUGAAAACUGCUCUUUUGAAAGCUUUUCAACUUACCUCAGAAGGAUUUCGUUCAAAGUUUUAUACAGGUAAAGCAGUUAAUGGGGAAACCGCAUCACAAUAUUCAAACAGAUUAGAGAACUACCUUAACAGAUGGAUUGAACUCUCAGGCGUCAAGCAUGAUUUUGAUGACCUAAAGGAUCUUCUUCUUCGAGAGCACUUCAUCAACGGAUGCCAUCGUGACUUGUCAAUCUUCCUACGAGAACGACAGCCAAAGACUACAAAGGAUGCCAUGAAAUUCACAGAGCAAUACCUAGACGCACGAGGAGGUGUAUUCAGAGCGCCACCGCCACAGAGGAACAUCCCUACAGGACAAACACAGCGAAUCAUUACAAGACAUGAAGGAAAUAUUCCAGGUGUGAGACCAGCAGAGCAACCAGAUCCACAAUGGACACUACCAGAGACCGUCAUUCCAGUCUGCGCAGUACAGACAAGAGCACAAGUCCAACGAGAAGGCAAGCCAUUUCAUCCACUCAAGACUCCACAUCCAAUGGAAGAAGUCGUCAUCCCAUCAGUUCUCAAAGAAACACAACAGAAGGAUGAGACUCUACAUCGACUGAGAGAACUGGCUGAUGCUGGAACAGAGAAAGUAAGUCGUCAUCGUAAUAAGUCUUCCUUCUUCUAUAAAGACGGGAUUCUAUACAGAUCCUUCCUUUCUUCCAAGGAUUCAGAUACAGUAAUCACACAAGUUGUUGUUCCAAAACAAUACCGUAAGCAAGUAAUGCAGACAGCUCAUGAGAAUCUUCUAGGAGGCCACCAAGGAGCAAAGAAAACCACAGAAAAAAUUCUUACCAAUUUCUUCUGGCCCGGUAUGAAUUCUGACAUUAUCCGAUAUGUCCGAUCAUGUGACAUAUGUCAACGCACUUUAGCUAGAGGCAGAGUAACAAAGGUCCCAUUAGGAAAGAUGCCAAUCAUUGAAGUCCCCUUUGAACGUAUAGCUAUAGAUAUCGUUGGACCAAUACAUCCCAUGACAGAAAACAAAAAUCGUUACAUUCUCACAAUUGUUGAUUAUGCCACUAGGUAUCCUGAGGCGAUUCCACUCCCUAGCAUCGAAACGGAGAGGGUAGCGGAGGCUCUUGUAAGCGUCUUCACCAGGGUCGGAAUUCCAAAGGAAAUGUUGACAGAUCAAGGAACACAAUUUACAUCGGAUCUCAUGAAAGAAGUAAGCAAGCUACUGUCUAUACGCCACUUCACGACCUCACCAUAUCACCCAGCUGCAAACGGUCUUGUUGAAAGAUUCAAUGGAAGCUUAAAGCAGAUGCUGAAACGUAUGUGUGCCGAGAACCCAAAGGACUGGGACAGGUAUAUCACCCCACUUCUAUUUGCAGUCAGAGAGGCACCUCAGGAAAGCAUGGGAUUUUCCCCAUUUGAACUUCUCUACGGAAGGAAAGUUCGUGGACCCCUCGACAUCCUCAAAGAACUCUGGACAGGUGAAGCUGAGACAGCCGAAACCAAGUCUACCUACCACUAUAUCUUGGAUCUUCGGAACAGAAUCGACGAGACUUGUCGCAACGCUCAUACUCAACUACAGAAAUCUUCAGAGAGAUACGCAAGGUACUACAAUCAGAAAGCCAAACACAGAGAAUUCCAAGUUGGAGACAGAGUACUCCUUCUACUGCCAACAGACCGAAACAAGCUUCUUCUGCAAUGGAAGGGCCCUUUUGAAGUUGUCUCCAAAAUAAGCGUAACGGACUACAGAAUCGAUUUGAAUGGUAAACCAAAGGUAUUCCACAUAAAUCUCCUAAAGAAAUAUCAUGACAGAAAUAACACAUCUCCUUCUCUUUCAGGUACUGAGACAAUUUGCUCCGCAGUGAUUGAAUGCGAGGAUAAUGCCGAAGAUGAAGACACACCAUCUCCACCCCAACUAACAAACAGAUCUCUCUUGCAGCCAUUUCCAUUACAGGCCAAGGAAUCACUUGCUGAUGUUACCAUUAAUCCAGAUCUUUCUCCCUCACAGAAAGAACAGGUCAAUGCACUUCUCAACAACUACAAAGACGUCAUGUCAGAUCCGCCGAAUCGCACAUCACUUGGCGAACACAACAUCUUACUCAAAGUCGGUGAUCACAAACAGUUAAAGAGUAAACCUUACCCCAUUCCUCAUUCUCUUAGGGACACUGUCAGAGAUGAAGUGAAGACCAUGCUGUCUAUGGGGGUUAUAGAACCUUCAGAUAGCCCCAUAGCUUCCCCAAUUGUCUUAGUCAAAAAGCCUGAUGGUAGUAACCGUUUUUGCGUGGAUUAUAGGAAGCUCAACAAGGUCACUGUAUUCGACGCUGAACCCAUACCCGAUCAAGAUGAAUUAUUCACAAAAGUCGCACAUGCCAAAUACUUUACUAAGAUAGACUUAAGUAAAGGCUAUUGGCAAGUUCCUAUGUCACACAAAUCAAAACCACUAACUGCCUUUCUCACUCCUGAUGGCCUUUUUCAGUUUACAGUCAUGCCCUUCGGCUUGGUGAAUGCGCCUGCCUCCUUCAGCCGAAUGAUGAGAAGACUACUAAAAGGACUUGAUGGAGCUGUAAACUAUAUAGACGAUAUCCUGAUACACUCAACCAUGUGGGAUCAGCAUCUUGCCACACUCACCGAGUUGCUUAGCAGGCUACGAGCAGCAAAACUGACAGCCAGACCCAGUAAAUGCUUUGUGGGACAAUCGAAGGUCGAAUUUCUGGGACACGUAAUCGAAGAUGGAACAGUAAGUCCUCGACCAGAGAAACUCAAGGCCAUCCAAGAAAUCAGCAGACCUCAAACCAAACGAGAACUUCGAUCAUUUCUCGGCAUGACCAACUACUAUAGGAAGUUCAUACCCAACUAUUCUGCCAUUUCCGCUCGACUGACAGAUAGGACUCGGAAAGAUGAACCAAAUCAAAUCAGAUGGGAAACCAAUCAGGAACAUGCCUUCAAAACACUCAAAGACAAACUAACCAAUCCACCCAUCCUUCAUCUACCUGACUUGUCAACAGAUUUCAUACUCAGAACAGAUGCAUCAAAUGUUGGAAUUGGAGCAGUCCUGCUUCAGACACACGAAGAGGAACGAUUCCCAGUAGCAUAUGCAAGUCGUAAGUUACUUCGAAGAGAACAAGCAUAUUCCACCAUUGAACGUGAGUGUUUAGCCAUAAUUUGGGCUGUAAGAAAGUUCGAGCCAUACUUAUAUGGUAGACAAUUUGUGCUCGAAACUGAUCAUCAACCAUUAACCUACAUGAAUAGUGUAAACCAAGCCAAUGGGAGGCUGAUGCGCUGGAUCUUAGCAUUGCAACCUUACAGAUUUCGCGUCGAAGCGAUUCGCGGCAGCGACAAUGUCGGAGCAGACGUAUUGAGUAGGUUGUAAAAUAAAAAAUAAAAAAAGUAAAAGUAAGAGCAUUUUCUCGAAGAAGGGAGUAAAAUGUCACAUUGAAAAUGCAUUUAUUUUAUUUUAUUUAUUUUCCUCAGCAAAGCUUGCUUAUUUUAUCUAAGUUUCACUCCUCAGCCAGGUUGCUAAGAGACAAGGAGUAGAUCUUAUGCAAGAGUGAGUAGGAGAUGAAAGAAGUGUGUGUGAGAUUCUUUUUGCUAGAAUUGAAUUGAGAUAAUUUGCAUAUCUAUUGUGUGUUGUGUCCAGGGUGGUAGACUUGUAUAGGUCCCUUUUAGUGAGCUCAGUGAGCCUUUUCUUUUUAACAGCUGCUUAAGAUACUUUUGGGGAAAUUGUAAAAUUGGGAGGAGACCCCAGUAGCUUUCCACUAGUUUUUCUGGCAUUGCAUCUUGGAGACUUUGUGUAACACACACCUAUGCAAUUUUGGGGCAGUCGCCAUUUUAGCUGCCAUCUUGAUAAUUUUUGAAUUUCAACUUUAAACAGAAAAGCAGCCUUUCUUGUUUGAUAUUGGCUGGAACUUUUAGAUACCUGUAUGAGGUCAGAUUUAGCUGAAUUUAUGCUGUUAUUUUAUGCCUGUAUUGAAGAAGCCAUCGGUAAGUUAAUCUGUGAUUUCUUCUUAAUUCUUUUAUAAAAACAAAAAAAACAAAAACAAAAAGAUUGAAAGACUUCAGAGAUGAUUUGAAAUGUAGAUGUUAAUCUUUAUAAACCUUAUGAAAUAGUUAAACACUUGUGAGGAAGAAUAUAAGUAUCAUAAAAGGAUGUCAUUCUACAAGUUUAUGUGACAGUGAAUUCAUACUUUAUAGACUAAUAUUCUUGAAUGUGAUUUGACCCUCAGAGUAAAUGUUCAAACAAGUUUUUAUUAAUUAUAGUAUGACAUGAAAAUAACCUCCAGUUGAUGUUACUGUUAGGAUAUAUCGUAGAGAGAUUCUUGGUUUUGUCUUUAAUUUUAGAUGGUUCUAAGAUCGGGAUAUAUUCCAAGACCGGAUAAUUUCCAGGAUCGGGACAUUUCCCAAGACCGGGUCGCUUUGAAGACUGGUGAAUUGUUUUAAGCUGAACAUUAUAAAGCGCUGACUCUGAAGGUUUUCGGUCAACAUGUCACCUGACAGAUAAUUUGUAAAUAGCAGUGAGAGAGAAAGCAGGAGACGUCCGUUAAAUUUGAAACUAGCUUUCUAAAUACCAGGAAGUCUUGCAAAUUGACAUUUCAGAAAAUAGACAGUGAUUAUGAAGAUGACCGAACAUGAACAGUUUGAUAGUGAGAAGAGUUUAUUCGAGUUUGAAUCCGUGUAAGAUAUGAUGUCGAUUAACAGAGUUUUGAGCUAGAAUUUAGGUGCAUAAUUUUUUUAAAGCUCAAGUUCAGGAGUUAGAAGGAUUUUGAAAUGUAAUCACAAAAAUGUUGUGAUAAGAGAUACAAAGUGGUGAGAAAGGAAUUCUAUGAAGGUGGAUUAAUGCAGGGUCCUUUCAUAGGAAUUUUUGGUAGUCGUUAUUGUGAAAACAAAAUGAAACAAAGUUAAAGGUUUAAUUGAUAUUUUUGGAGGUAAUUUUGCAGGUGAAAAUGUAAUACACUGAACGUUGAAGUUGUUGAUUAGAUCAGUGCAGGAUCUCUUCAGUUAUAUUGGAGUUAGAGACAGAUCGAGAGUUGAAUGUUAUAGCUUGGAUCAAUGCAGGAUCCUUUGAUUGUAAACUUUUGAAUUAGAGUACUUUUCAGAAUACUUUAUCAUUUAGAGGUGUUAGUUUUAUUUCCCUUUUAAACUUCAUACGUUGGACAAUAUUGAACUUCGAAGAGAGAUGUUUUGAUAUUGGAGUUUUGUAUACUGAAAUAAAUUGUAAAUUGUGAUUUGGUACACAUUGAGUUUUACUUGAAUUUUAUUUGGAGUCCGCCCAUGUGACAAUAGGCAAUAAACAUAAUAUAGAGGGGGAGAGGUUGACUAAGACAGCCCCUGAGAGGGGUAGGUUUCAAUGUGCAAGCGCUUCUUAAUAAUAUGUAGCUGAUAGACCAAAGUCCACGCUUUCCUCUCCAAGUAAUAGCAAGAAAAUAAAAUUGGAAGUAUGAUAUACAGUGUGUAUCAAAAAAAAGUUUACACUUUGAAAAAGCCCUGGGAAUUAAAAAUAUACACCAUAUGGGUAAUUUUUUCACAUAUAUUCUUGGGUUUGGGUCUCAUCUAUCCAAUGAAAGUAAAAGUUAUGACAGAAUGUUACACUUGAGUGAGCACUGCCCAUUUUUGUAAAGCUCGCAGAAAUGCUUGUUUUCACGCUGUGUCAAGGGGGAAGGGCGAAAUCAAACUUACCCUGCAAAAUAUUUAUCAUACAUUUCCCUUGCACUUUUAGUCAAUUGAAAUAAAAUGGAUACAUUCAAGCAUUUUGUAACAAUUUUGCUACCCAAAUUGAAAUUUCAACACUUAGUAAGCACAACCUUUACCCUUUUUGUGCCAGCUGGAUCUGAGGACAUAACUGAUUCUGAACAAAAGUUUAUAUCAGACAUAUCCAGCAUUUUUUCAUUAAGUUUUUAUCAUUACUUCUCUUUGUAUACAAAUCUCUCUAUAACCUAGCCCCAAAAUACUUGUCUGAUUGUUUAGAAAUUUAUGUCCCAGGUAGAAAAACUAGAUCCUCUGAAGACCCACUUAAAUUAACAUAUCCAACAAAAAGAAAACAGACCGGAGAUAGAACAUUCACCGUUGCAUCCUCAAUGGAAUGGAACAAACUCCCUCUCACAAUAAGACAAUCCCCAACUAUUGAGUCCUUCAAGAAAUCUCUUAAAACCCUUUUGUUCUAGGCAACUGCCUUCAUUUAAUAUGUCAUUCUGAUUUUUGUUUGUAUAAAUAAGUUAAAUGAAAUUGUGAGCGCUUUGGGCCAUGUGGGAAAAGCGCGUUAUAAAUGUUGAGUAUUAUUAUUAUUAUUAUUAUUAUCAUUUAAAGU
Lytechinus pictus (painted urchin) is the source of this 8053-nucleotide messenger RNA. RefSeq lists its product as uncharacterized. Gene Ontology annotation, biological process: DNA integration. The record is from RefSeq and is a predicted model, not a curated record. The coding region runs from base 1355 to 5122 and encodes 1255 amino acids. Gene Ontology annotation, molecular function: nucleic acid binding. Lineage: Eukaryota; Metazoa; Echinodermata; Echinoidea; Temnopleuroida; Toxopneustidae. The transcript has 2 exons.